Messenger RNA from Aspergillus steynii IBT 23096, 1239 nucleotides. Its product is annotated as aspartate/tyrosine/aromatic aminotransferase. NCBI's taxonomy places the organism in Eukaryota, Fungi, Ascomycota, Eurotiomycetes, Eurotiales, Aspergillaceae. The transcript is spliced from 3 exons. Bases 1 to 1239 code for a protein of 412 amino acids. Gene Ontology annotation, biological process: biosynthetic process. The record is from RefSeq and is a predicted model, not a curated record. Gene Ontology annotation, molecular function: pyridoxal phosphate binding; catalytic activity.
AUGGUUCAGUUCAAAGAAUUUGCAGUGGAACAAUGGAUGGACAAGUAUGAACUUCAGGCCCAGUACAAUGUUGCGGAGACUUGCUGCGCCUCUAUUUCUGUGAACGACCUCCAGGAAAUCUCCGAAGACAAAUCUACCAGUCCUUUGGAUCUCUCCUCGAAGCUGACCUACGGAGCCAUUCGGGGGUCGGAGCGCCUUCGGAGUACCUUGGCCAACCUCUACUCGGUCAAAACCCCCACGCCGCUGCCACAGGAUAAUGUCUUGAUUACCACCGGGGCCAUUCAUGCUAAUUUCCUCUUGCUUUACUCGUUGGUUGGACCCGGGGACCAUGUCAUCUGUCAUUACCCCACAUACCAGCAGCUCUAUUCGGUCCCAGAAUCGCUUGGCGCGGAAGUGAGUCUGUGGAAGUCCAAGGAGAAGGAUGGGUGGAAAUUGGAUAUCGAGGAGUUGAAGACACUCAUCCGACCUAACACCAAAUUAAUCAUUCUCAACAAUCCCCAGAACCCGACCGGAGCCGUCAUACCGCAAGCCACACUGGAGGAGAUUGUUAAGAUUGCCCGAAGCUCCUCGAUCUACAUCCAUGCCGACGAAGUCUACCGGCCUAUUUUCCACUCCAUUACGCCGAUGGACGCGGACUUUCCGUCAUCCCUCUUGUCCCUGGGGUAUGAACGCACAAUUGUAACGGGAUCGCUGUCGAAGGCAUACAGUCUGGCGGGGAUCCGGGUCGGAUGGAUUGCGUCGCGCGAUCGCUCGGUGAUUGAAACCUGCGCGGCUGCUCGAGACUACACCACGAUCUCCGUGAGUCAACUGGACGAUGCGGUUGCAAGCUAUGCCUUGGCGCCCGCCUGCCUCCACGGACUGUUAAAACGAAACAUCGAAUUAGCGAAGACAAACCUGGCGAUCCUGGAGACAUUUAUCGAGUCGCAUCGGUGGGCAUGUGAAUGGGUCAAACCACGCGCGGGCACGACGGCAUUUGUGCGGUUCAACAAGAUGGGAAAACCCGUAGAUGAUGUCGCCUUCUGCGAGACGCUCCUGCAACGGACUGGGGUGAUGUUUGUUCCGGGCAGCCUUUGCUUUGGCGAAGGAGAGGACUUCCACGGCUACGUGCGCAUCGGAUUUGUGCAGGAGACCGAGGUGUUGAAGAAGGGAUUGGAGGCGCUUGCCUCGUUUAUGGACGAGGGAUACGACGAGGUGCCGGUGGUGAGGAAGAAACCCUUAAUGGUGGCUUCGUCCGAAUAA